Messenger RNA from Trypanosoma brucei brucei TREU927, 2253 nucleotides. RefSeq lists its product as hypothetical. The record is from RefSeq and is a predicted model, not a curated record. The transcript has a single exon. Lineage: Eukaryota; Euglenozoa; Kinetoplastea; Trypanosomatida; Trypanosomatidae. The coding region runs from base 1 to 2253 and encodes 750 amino acids.
AUGCCGUUGUGGAAACAAACCAACUGUGAGGUGGAAACAAUGAAUGUGAGGGAAGUAGUAGGAACCGUGCACUUAGGUUACGUAUCCCAGAUGCUUUUGCUCGUGGCCACCGUCGCAACGAUUGUAGUGAGAAGUGGAGCCGCUCCCAUUGAACUGAAGCGCCAUGUGACCACCGUCGCUGGCAAGUACGGUCAUAUUGGUGAUAAGGACGGGUUCCCUGGCAUGUCGGAAUUAUCGUCACCCCACGCUAUGUGCAGAGGCAGGAAUAGUGACGAGAUCCUUUUGGGGACAGUUGACCGCUUCCGUGCCUUCUCGCGCAAGAACCGUGAGACCACUACAAUCACGGCAUGGGAGACAGACGAGGAUCAGAAAAGCGGGUCGCGUAGUGUCAAAGUUGACAAACCGCGCGCCUGCGUGCAGUGGACAGUUGGUGGCUCCACAUUUGUUUACUUUGUUGAGAGUAUGGGUGAGGUGAAGUAUUUCAAGGACAGCGGUGUCUUCUCUCAUGACGUAGUCCGCAAUGGCUCGCUGACAGGCGUAGCUUUGUACGGGAACCACCUGUAUCUGACAGAGCAAAACACAAAUACUGUAUGGACGUGUGAAGUGGGAAGCGACGGUGACCCAAUCGCAUGUCACAGCCACGUGGCUCUGAGUGCAAACUGCAGUAUCUAUGGUCCCAUCGGCAUUGCCGCCACGCAGCAGGGCAUCUUUGUUGUUGCUCGCGGCCCCGCGAAGCAGGGCACCAUCUGCUGGUUCGACCUGCAGGGCCACAAGAUCGCAGAGGUGGAUGGUGAAUAUGUGGACAUUACCAGCACACGGUCUGGUGAUCUACUCGCGGCAACACAAAAUGAGUUACACCGCGUUUCGACCGACGGUAAUAAACUUACGACGAAACGAUUCGCCGGAGGAAGCACGAACUCGUGUCUUCCCAAUACUGAGGGAGAUGACACGCUUCUUUGUGAGAUAACCCGAUUGCUCGUGGUGACGGAGUACGAAAUGUAUGUUACAUCGGAAAAGAAAAGUGUCCUGCGUUCUGUGACACUUCCACCAGUGUACGUGCAGGGUCUCUUCCCCGGGCGCCCGUUACCAGUUGGAUACCCUGAUAAAGACAUCAUGGAGUGGAUUGUGGGGAACCUCACUGAGGACAUCAACACUGCGCUCGGCACCACCGAAAGUAUUGUUGCCUCUUCUUCCGUACAUGUGGACUCCACAACAUGGCUAACGAAUUUCACCGCCGGUGUGCAACAGCCGGACUUUGAUGACGAGAAAACCGAACAGGCCUUGCACGAGAGUAACUAUGAACACACAAAGGAGGCUGCGGAUGAGUACUACAACCUUACUGACGAACAGGUGUACAUGGACAGCACAAUGGUCCCAUAUUGCAAUCGCCUGAGUCUUGAUGCUCUCCGUCGGAAGCUCGCAAAGGAGGCGGGUGAGGUACUCAAUUUCACGCUCAUCUACGCGGACAUGCCCCUUAAGGCUGAGAGCAGUGACGCUGAAAAUAUCACAACAGUGAAGCUACUGAUGCCAGCCUCGUUCAACAACACCGUGACCCACGACUUGCUGUCAGAUGCGAACCUCACUGAGACUGCCCACUCAUUCAUCAAAUACUUGCGGAGCUCGGACACUCACGUCGAUGUAACCUUCUCCAAUCCCCCGUUCAACUUCUCAUCACUGACUCCGGAUGAGGAACAGGAAGUACGCUGGUACAUACACGACGAGGUGAUGAAUCAAAUAAAGAAAUGUGAAGAACGUAGCACCGGGAGAAGCAUGGCACGUAGGGAAGAGGUUGGUGACCAUAGCCGAACCACCAUUGCCACGGCACUUGAUAGCAAUGUAACUGGAGUAUGCCAGUCCACGAUAACGAACCGCACGGUAUCGCUUUUUUACCAGCCACCCUACGUUGAGAUGAGUCUGUACGAAGUAUUCAUUCCUGGAAACUAUACGUUCGAUGUGUCGGAAUGCGUCGGUGAGAUUGACUGGCAAGACUUGAACGACCACCUGAACAACGAUACCGUCAGACCCACCACAGAGAAGGCGCCAAAGUGCGGUCGCGUGUGCCUAAUCAUAAUCGCGGUAGUGUGUGCACUUAUCGUAGCCGUCCUCAUCGUGUUAGCUGUCGUGUUCACAUCGAAACGCAGACGCCUUGCCGCCGUAGUCGCACCCGCUCGUCCGAAAUUCGUGAGUACACUGGAUGAGGAUGAGCAAGAUUACGCAUCUGCCUACGGCAACAAAGAAAGGGUCGAGCAGUGA